Messenger RNA from Aethina tumida (small hive beetle), 2591 nucleotides. It is a transcript of the gene ncm, whose product is annotated as pre-mRNA-splicing factor CWC22 homolog. NCBI's taxonomy places the organism in Eukaryota, Metazoa, Arthropoda, Insecta, Coleoptera, Nitidulidae. The transcript is spliced from 3 exons. Gene Ontology annotation, molecular function: RNA binding; protein binding. Bases 118 to 2529 code for a protein of 803 amino acids. Gene Ontology annotation, cellular component: catalytic step 2 spliceosome. Gene Ontology annotation, biological process: mRNA splicing, via spliceosome. The record is from RefSeq and is a predicted model, not a curated record.
AAAUAACCUGUGCAAAUAAACAGUUUUUAACUAGCGCAUUACCUUGUAACGUUUUCCAAUUUUUUUUUAAUUAAUUGAUUAAAUUGUGUCGUGUUGUGAGUGUGCGUGCUAUAUAAAAUGACCACAGACACGGAAAAAAGUUCACCGGAGGCGCGAAAGCGUCGAAAAAGUGCUUCCAGGUCUCCGACUCACAAAAAGUCCAAGUCGGACUCCAGAGACGAUCGCGAUCGCAGGAAGCGGUCGCGAAGAUCACGGGACAGGGACGAGAAACGCGACAGACACGGGGGCAAGCGGCGUUACCACGAUUUGGAUGCGCCCACAGAAGAGUACCCUAGAUAUUAUGGGGAGAGCAACAAACAGAACAGUGAUAGGUACUGGAAUAAGUACCCAAAGAGGGAUGAACAUGUUGUGGGGAGCAGAUACUAUGAUCCUGUUAGGGAGGAUCGCAAGGAGAAAGAGGAGAAGGAGGAGAAUAAGGAUAAAUCGGUGAUCACACCCAGAGAAAGAAAAACAGUGGACCUGCUAACAUCCAAAACUGGAGGUGCUUACAUUCCUCCAGCCAAGCUGAGGAUGAUGCAGGCUGAAAUCACAGACAAGUCCUCAGCAGCCUACCAACGAAUAGCCUGGGAAGCAUUAAAAAAAUCCAUUCAUGGAUACAUAAACAAAAUUAACACAUCCAACAUUGGUAUCAUAGCAAGAGAAUUAUUACAUGAGAACAUAGUGAGGGGUAGAGGUUUGUUGUGCAAGUCAAUAAUUCAAGCCCAGGCUGCCUCCCCCACAUUCACUAAUGUCUAUGCUGCUUUGGUGGCUGUUAUCAACUCAAAAUUUCCAAAUAUUGGUGAGCUACUUUUAAAAAGAUUAGUACUUCAGUUUAAGAGAGGCUUUAAACAAAAUAACAAAAACAUAUGUAUAUCUGCGGCAACUUUCAUUGCACAUUUGGUUAAUCAGAGAGUGGCACAUGAAAUUUUGGCUCUGGAAAUACUUACAUUGCUAGUCGAGUCACCCACUGAUGACUCAGUGGAGGUAGCCAUUUCUUUUUUGAAGGAAAGUGGACAAAAAUUAACUGAGGUAUCCAGCAAAGGUAUAAACGCCAUAUUCGAAAUGUUAAGGAACAUUUUACAUGAAGGCCAGUUGGAGAAAAGAAUCCAGUACAUGAUAGAAGUCAUGUUUCAAAUAAGAAAAGACGGUUUUAAGGAUCAUGCUGCUGUGAUAGAAGAACUAGAUAUAGUUGAAGAAGAGGAUCAGUUCACACAUCUAAUCACACUGGAAGAUGUGAAACAGGUCAACGCCGAGGAUAUUUUAAACGUGUUCAAAUUCGACGACAAAUAUGAAGAAAACGAGGGCAAAUACAAGACCCUCAGCAAAGAAAUCCUCCAGACUGACAGUGACUCAGAAUCAGGUUCAGAAGGGUCAGAAGAGGACUCAGAUGAUGAGGAGGAGGAAGAAGAUGAAACCAAGGAUCAAACUAUUAUUGACAACACAGAAACCAAUUUAAUUACUUUGAGGAGGACUAUUUAUCUAACAAUCCAGUCUAGUUUAGACUUUGAAGAAUGUGCACACAAACUAUUGAAAAUGGAGCUGAAACCUGGUCAAGAAAUCGAAUUGUGCCAUAUGUUUUUAGAUUGUUGUGCUGAACAACGUACUUACGAAAAGUUUUAUGGUCUGCUGUCGCAAAGGUUUUGUCAAAUUAACAAGACGUAUGUGGAACCUUUCCAACAAAUUUUCAAGGAUACUUACGCCACAACCCACAGAUUAGACGCAAACAGACUGAGGAAUGUCAGCAAAUUUUUUGCCCAUUUACUUUUUACCGACGCCAUAGGUUGGGAGGUAUUAGAAAUCAUGAAAUUAAAUGAAGAGGACACCAACAGUUCCAGCAGGAUAUUUAUUAAAAUCUUGUUUCAAGAACUAGCUGAGUACAUGGGUCUGGGCAAAUUAAACAAAAGGCUGAAGGAUGAAAGCCUUAGCGAGCAUUUUGCGGGACUGUUUCCAAGAGACAAUCCCAAAAACACCAGAUUUGCCAUCAACUUCUUCACUUCAAUAGGUUUGGGAGGGCUGACGGACGAGUUGCGAGAGCAUUUGAAGAACGUACCAAAGAAUUUGGAAGUUGCAGCCAUCAAAAAAGACUCCAGUAGCUCCAGCAGUAGUAGUAGCAGUAGCAGCAGCAGUUCUAGCAGUGAUUCCAGCAGUUCAGAUGACAGUAGUUCAGAUUCAUCGUCCUCUUCUGAGGAUGAAAAGUCAAAGAAAAAGAAGAAGAAAGAAAAGGCCAAAACGAAGAGAAAGUCGAAGCAGGAUGUUGAAAAAGUCAAAGGUAAAAGUAAAAAUGGAUCAAAAGGUGACAGGGAAGAUCGGAAGGAAAAAAGAAGGCGGGAUUACGACCACGACAAGAAUAAAAAUGAAGAAAGGAGACACAGAGGUGAUCGCGAGGAGAGGCGGAGGAGGUCACACUCCAGGGAAAAGCACAGGGAAGGAAGGAGUCGUGAUGAACCCAAACAUAAGAGAGAUCGGGAGGGUCACAGAAGCAGAAAAUAAAACAUACCUAUAAAAUAAUGUGGUGUAUAUUGUAAUAUAUGAAAUAUAAGUUUUUUUAUUUA